Mesocricetus auratus (golden hamster) is the source of this 681-nucleotide messenger RNA. It is a transcript of the gene Hypk, whose product is annotated as huntingtin interacting protein K. Lineage: Eukaryota; Metazoa; Chordata; Mammalia; Rodentia; Cricetidae. Gene Ontology annotation, biological process: protein stabilization; negative regulation of apoptotic process. Bases 230 to 619 code for a protein of 129 amino acids. The transcript is spliced from 4 exons. The record is from RefSeq and is a predicted model, not a curated record.
UCUUAGGAGAAGAAGUGAGGUUGUGCAUUUAGGUGGUGUGGGUAGUGAACAGAUUAGUCGAAGGAGCCUGCAGAAAACACAACUGGAGAGGAGGUCAAAAGCGAACCAACCGCCUGCCUUCCUAGCAUAAACUUCUCAAGACAGGCACAAAGGUGUGGUUCAGAGCCUGCCCCGCCCCUAUCUGGGCGGAAGCUGAGGUUUGCCGGAAGUUGUGAAGCGGCGGCAGCUCAUGCGGCGGCGCGGUGAGAUCGAAAUGGCGACCGAGGGAGAUGUGGAGCUAGAGUUAGAGACCGAAACCAGCGGCCCGGAGCGGCCUCCCGAAAAGCCACGGAAGCAUGACAGUGGUGCUGCUGACCUGGAGCGGGUCACUGACUACGCGGAGGAGAAGGAGAUCCAGAGUUCGAAUCUAGAGACGGCUAUGUCCGUCAUUGGAGACAGACGGUCCAGGGAGCAAAAGGCAAAACAGGAGCGGGAGAAGGAGCUGGCAAAGGUGACUAUCAAGAAGGAAGAUCUGGAGUUGAUAAUGACAGAGAUGGAGAUCUCUCGAGCAGCAGCAGAAAGGAGCUUGCGGGAACACAUGGGCAACGUUGUGGAGGCUCUUAUUGCCUUAACCAACUGAUGAUGUGCUUUUUCGGACAUUGUGGACUGAGUGACUGAAAUAAAGUGUUUUGUUAUGCUGUU